Protomyces lactucae-debilis is the source of this 579-nucleotide messenger RNA. RefSeq lists its product as uncharacterized. The record is from RefSeq and is a predicted model, not a curated record. The transcript is spliced from 3 exons. Lineage: Eukaryota; Fungi; Ascomycota; Taphrinomycetes; Taphrinales; Protomycetaceae. The coding region runs from base 32 to 508 and encodes 158 amino acids.
ACCUGUGGUGGAGAAGCAGCGCACAGAAGAGAUGUCUGAGCGAUCGAAGCGUGCUUUGGAGGAACAAAAGCAAGCUUACACGAGCACCACCACCCAAGAACCAACGCAGUACUCCAAGAUCGAGGCAGCUGCAAUUGGGUCCGACACCACGCAUCACCAUGUGCAUGAAACCAUUCAGCCUGUCAUCCAGCGCGAUGUUGUCCAAAAAGAGGUGAUCCACACGACUGUGCCCAUUCACGAGAUCAUUCACGAAAAGCCCGUGGUUCAUGAGGCCACGGUGGAGCCUACCAUCACAAUGGAGGCUUUUAUGAAGAAGCACGGAUCGGUCAGUGGAGGCACGGUCGUUUCCCGAGAAGAGCGUCCAGGCACCCCAGUGACAAUGGAAGGAAGUCAUUUUGACGGUAAGCAGCACACUAGUGCAAUUGGCACAGCCGGACAUCCUAUCCACGGCCCUGGCAAGACACCACCCCCUCAUGCACCAGGCUCGGGCUCUACCAAUGCAUCUUAGAUUUAUCGGUCACCUUUCAGUCGUAUACUAGGCAAAUGGUUCAUACCAUACUUGCUUGAUCUUUGAUGCAA